Molecule: messenger RNA, 456 nt
Organism: Aspergillus campestris IBT 28561
Lineage: Eukaryota; Fungi; Ascomycota; Eurotiomycetes; Eurotiales; Aspergillaceae
Exons: 2
Coding region: 112-360 (82 amino acids)
Source: RefSeq, a predicted model, not a curated record
AAAGAAAGGAAAUGCUGUCAUUGUCUUGGUCACACAGGUAGAACCUGAGAACACAGGCAGUCCAAGGUGUCAAAUCCCCAGCUUUCCGGAUCCAAUCGUUGAGCUUCACACAUGGUGCCACUGAAUCCUUGGGAUUGCUGCGGUUGUGUAUGGGUCAGUGCUACUCUGGGCUUUGGGGAGUCUGGAUCAGUGGAGAUUACGUGUACGAUAAUCGAUCCAAGAUCUGCACUGCUAGCCUUGUGCCUGUCUCCGUCCAGGAGUCUGUUAGUCUUGCCGACGGGGGACUUCUUCGUUUCUGAUCAUAUGGUCAAGAAUAUAGGGAUACUACCCUUCUCUUCACUGAUCAUAAGAACAAUUUAAUCAAGUAAAUCAAGUAAAUCAAGAAAGAAAACGGGGCUCUUAGUAUGUGAUCGACUAUGACAAAUUCGUCUAGUGCCCUAGUAAUGGUACCUCCUA